Molecule: messenger RNA, 951 nt
Organism: Suhomyces tanzawaensis NRRL Y-17324
Lineage: Eukaryota; Fungi; Ascomycota; Pichiomycetes; Serinales; Debaryomycetaceae
Product: histidinol-phosphatase
Exons: 1
Coding region: 1-951 (316 amino acids)
Biological process (GO): L-histidine biosynthetic process
Cellular component (GO): cytoplasm
Molecular function (GO): histidinol-phosphatase activity
Source: RefSeq, a predicted model, not a curated record
AUGCAUUCCCACCAUUCACACUCUGGGACCUACGUUUCCCAUGCGGUGGACUCUCUUGAUGAUAUUGUGGAAAAAGCAGCUGCGAUAGGCUUUAAGAUCUUCUGCUUGACAGAGCACAUGCCCCGACUCAACAACCAGUUCCUCUACCCCGAAGAACUUGAGAAAAGCUACACCACCGCCAACCUCAGUUCUAACUUCACCAACUACCUCCAACACGCCCAGAAGCUCCAGUCACACUACAAUGCUGGAACCGAACUCAAGAUCUUGAUUGGAUUUGAGGUGGAGGGCAUAGAUUUGGAGCACAUUCAAUACUCCCAAAGCAUCCUCGACCAGAAUCCGUGUAUCAACAUGACGGUGGGAUCUGUGCAUUACGUCCAUCUGGUGCCAAUUGACUUUUCUGCUGAACAGUGGCUCGAAGCACGUACCAAGACCAAGGAAAACACCACCAGGGCCUUGUACAGAGACUAUUUUGAUCUUCAGUACCAGGUGAUUUCGACCUUGAAGCCUUUGGUGAUAGGACACUUCGACUUGAUCCGCUUGUUCGAGCCCAUUGAUGAAAUAGAUCCAACAACCGGAAAACAAUUGGCAGAGAUCAAUAUCGAAAACGAUUGGCCCGAUGUGUGGCAACUGGUUGUCCGCAACAUUGAGUUCGUGGGGUCAUAUGGAGGCUUGUUUGAGCUCAACUCAGCAGCCAUAAGAAAGGGCUGGAGUGGACCCUACCCCAAGCAAGAUAUGUGCGAAGCCAUUAAGAAGUAUGGAGGUGGUAGAUUCUGCUUAUCUGACGAUUCACAUGGUUUGAAACAGAUAGGCUUGAAUUUUAAGAAGACUUGGACGUAUGUGAUGGAUGUUCUUCAUUUGGAAUAUAUAUAUAACUUGGAUCUCGAAAAUGGCAAGACAAUUGUGGUCAAGAACAAGGUGGAGGAUUUGAACAAGGAACCGUUUUUCAAAUAA